UGAUGUCCGUGAAGGAGAUGGCAAAGGGCAUCACGUACGACGACCCCAUUAAAACCAGCUGGCGGGCACCGCGCCACAUCUUGGGCAUGUCGGAGGCGCGGCACGAGCGCGUGCGCAAGAAGUUUCACAUCCUGGUGGAGGGUGAGGGCAUCCCACCGCCCAUCAAGAGCUUCAAGGAGAUGAAGUUCCCUGCAGCCAUCCUGCGGGGCCUGAAGAAGAAGGGGAUCCAGCAGCCGACACCCAUCCAGAUCCAGGGCAUCCCCACCAUCCUCUCUGGCAGGGACAUGAUUGGCAUUGCGUUCACCGGUUCCGGGAAGACUCUGGUGUUCACCCUCCCGGUUAUUAUGUUCUGCCUGGAGCAGGAGAAGAGGUUGCCGUUCUCCAAGAGGGAAGGGCCCUAUGGGCUCAUCAUCUGCCCCUCGCGGGAGCUGGCCCGGCAGACCCAUGGCAUCCUGGAGUACUACUGCCGCCUGCUGCAGGAGGAUGGGCUGCCCCCACUGCGCUGCGCUCUCUGCAUUGGGGGCAUGUCCGUCAAGGAACAGAUGGAGACCAUCAAGCAUGGCGUGCACAUGAUGGUGGCCACGCCCGGGCGCCUCAUGGAUCUGCUGCAGAAGAAGAUGGUGAGCCUGGACAUCUGCCGCUACCUGGCGCUGGAUGAGGCUGACCGCAUGAUCGACAUGGGCUUUGAGGGAGAUAUCCGCACCAUCUUCUCCUACUUCAAGGGCCAGCGGCAGACCCUCCUCUUCAGCGCCACCAUGCCCAAGAAGAUCCAGAAUUUUGCCAAGAGUGCCCUGGUGAAGCCCAUCACCAUCAACGUGGGGCGAGCGGGAGCAGCCAGCCUGGAUGUCGUGCAGGAGGUAGAGUACGUGAAGGAGGAGGCCAAGAUGGUGUACCUGCUUGAGUGCCUGCAGAAAACUCCACCGCCCGUGUUGAUCUUUGCGGAGAAGAAGGCAGACGUCGACGCGAUCCAUGAGUACCUGCUGCUCAAGGGUGUGGAGGCCGUAGCCAUACAUGGAGGGAAAGACCAAGAAGAGCGGACAAAAGCCAUCGAGGCCUUCCGGGACGGGAAGAAGGAUGUCCUGGUUGCCACGGACGUGGCCUCCAAGGGCCUGGACUUCCCGGCUAUCCAGCACGUCAUCAACUAUGACAUGCCAGAGGAGAUCGAGAACUAUGGUGGUGCACCGCAUUGGGCGUACGGGCCGCUCGGGGAACACGGGCAUCGCCACCACCUUCAUCAACAAAGCCUGCGACGAGUCGGUGCUCAUGGACCUGAAGGCGCUGCUGCUGGAGGCCAAGCAGAAGGUACCACCUGUGCUCCAGGUGCUGCACUGCGGGGACGAGACCAUGCUGGACAUCGGAGGGGAGAGGGGCUGUGCCUUCUGCGGGGGACUGGGCCAUCGCAUCACAGACUGCCCCAAGCUGGAAGCCAUGCAGACCAAGCAAGUCAGCAACAUCGGCCGCAAAGACUACCUGGCCCACAGCUCCAUGGACUUCUAGGGCUGCCCGCCGGGCACCAGCCCCUGCCCAGAUGCUGUGAAGGGUGGGGGAAGGGGAAGGUGGCUGCUCCCUGGGCAAGUGCCAGUCGCACCAGGAAGGCCAUGUUAGCGCCAGGCGGCUGGUCCCUGCAUCUCAGGCAGCCACGCCACGGCCUGCUCCAGGCCCCUGGUGCAUGCUGCCCAUUCCCUGCUGCUCCAGAGCCGGGCUGCAGUUCUGGUGCUGGGAGGAAGUGCUGUGCCAUGCAGCAACAGCCUCUUACAUCAGCCCUACUGUUGACACGCUGGGAUUGAGCAAGUGGGAGCCUCCGGGCCAGAUGCACAGCACCGGCCCAGGGGGAUUUGGGUGGGGGGAGCUGGAGGGCAGUAGGGACAGUCUGCUAGCCCAGGCCGGCCCGGCCCGGCCAAGCCCCUUGGCUCCACCUGGCAGGGCCUGGCACAGAGAUUCUGCCAGGAUGCCCUUGGCCCUGCCAGGACUGUUCCCCAGUCUAGGGGAUGCUCAGCAUCUUCCUGGGGCUGCUGGGCUGGGCAGGAAGGGGCAGUCCUAGUCCUCAGCACCACCCCCUUUGCCUCAAGCAGGGGCUGUGAGAGCCUGCCUAGGGCAGACUCGCAGCCCCGCCUGCCCGUUCUGCCCCACUGCUCUGCUCUGGCGGGGGCAGGGCCAGCUCCACGGCUCACACGCCAGAAAGGGGAAGUGGAUGCAGAGGGGAAGUCUGCCCCCGCACUCCUGCGACAGCAGCCCCAGCUCCUGUGGCCAACGGCUCCACAACCCAG
Alligator sinensis (Chinese alligator) is the source of this 2267-nucleotide messenger RNA. RefSeq names its product DEAD-box helicase 41 (gene DDX41). Gene Ontology annotation, cellular component: spliceosomal complex. NCBI's taxonomy places the organism in Eukaryota, Metazoa, Chordata, Crocodylia, Alligatoridae. Gene Ontology annotation, molecular function: RNA helicase activity; ATP binding; RNA binding. The record is from RefSeq and is a predicted model, not a curated record. The transcript is spliced from 13 exons. Gene Ontology annotation, biological process: mRNA splicing, via spliceosome. Bases 3 to 1787 code for a protein of 594 amino acids.